GGAGGGACGAGCACACCCGGCAGACUCGGAGCACCUGCGGCCGGGGCAGCCCGUGCGGGCGGCGGGCGGGUCCCGGCGGGGGCAGCCCGGGGCGGUGCAGGCUGUGCCGUGUCCCCGAGGCUCGCCGCUCCCCGCCCCGCCGCGCCGCUCCCCAGCCCUCCUGCCCUGCCCUGCCCUGCGCAGCCACCCCGGCGGAGCGGGGAUGGCGGGGCUGUGGCUGUGGCUGUGGCUGUGGCUGGGCACGGCGGCGGCGGAGCUGCGGCUGACCCUGCUGCACACCAACGACGUGCACGGGCGGCUGGAGGCGCAGGGCGCGGGCCCGCGGCGCUGCGCUCCCGGAGCGCAGGGAUGCUUCGGCGGCGCGGCGCGGAGAGCGGCGCUGGUGGCGGCCGAGCGGGCCGCGCACCGCAACGUGCUGCUGCUGGACGCCGGGGACCAGUACCAGGGCACCGUGUGGUUCUCCCGCUUCAAGGGCCGCGAGGCCGCCCACUUCAUGAACCUCCUGCGCUACGAUGCCAUGGCUUUGGGUAACCAUGAAUUUGAUGAAGGUGUGAGUGGAUUGUUGGAUCCUCUUCUUAAAAACGCAAAUUUUACAGUCCUGAGUGCAAAUAUUAAAGGCAAAACUCCAUUAGGAAAUGAAAUGAUGAAAUAUGUUCAUCCUUUUAAAAUAGUUCGUUUUGACUCAGAAUCUGUUGGAAUUGUUGGCUACACUACAAAGGAAACUUCUUUUCUUUCACAGCCAGGGGAUGAUGUAACCUUUGAAGAUGAAAUUGAAGCAUUGCAACUGCAAGUGAAUAAACUUACUGCUAUGGGAGUGAACAAAAUAAUUGCACUAGGACAUUCUGGUUUUACUGUGGACAAAAAUAUCGCCCAAAAAGUGAAAGGAGUGGACGUUGUGAUUGGAGGACAUACAAACACAUUUCUCUACACAGGCACCCCACCCUCCACUGAACUGCCAGCUGGCCCCUAUCCAUUCAUGGUUGACUCGGAUGACGGGAGGAAGGUGCCAGUUGUACAAGCUUACGCUUAUGGAAAAUAUCUUGGUUACUUAAAUGUUACAUUUGACAAGAAAGGAAAUGUAGUUGAAGCAGUUGGAAACCCCAUUCUGCUGGACAGCAGUGUUCCUGAAGAUGAGCACAUUAAGGAAGAAGUGGAAAAAUGGAGAGAGAACCUGGGAAAUUAUUCUGAAGAGAUUGGGAAAACUAGUGUGUACCUGAAUGGUACAAGCCAAGCAUGCCGUUUCCAAGAAUGUAACAUGGGAAAUUUGCUUUGUGAUGCUAUGCUUCAUGAGAAUGUCAGGCAUCCAGAUAAAAAGACAUGGAACCACGUUUCAAUGUGCGUCCUGAACGGAGGUGGGAUACGGUCACCCAUUGAUGAGCAGAGCACCAAUGGUAGCAUUACUGUGGAAGAUUUGCUGUCUGUUUUGCCAUUUGGAGGUCGUUUUGAUAUGGUGACGUUAAAAGGUUCCACACUGAAAGAAGCUUUUGAGCACAGUGUGAGGAGAUAUGGAAAAGGAAGUGGAGAGCUGCUGCAGGUUGGAGGCAUCCACGUGGUCUAUGACCUCUCCAGAGCCCCAGGAAGCAGAGUUGUUAGCUUAGAAGUGCUUUGCACAGCCUGCCGAGUCCCAGCCUAUGUCCCACUCCAGAUGGAUGAAAUCUACAACGUGACUCUGCCAUCCUACAUGUUAUUUGGAGGAGAUGGCUACAGUAUGCUGAAAGACAAAAAUCUGGGAUACAGUAAAGGUGAACCUGACAUUGAGGUUGUUUCCCGCUACCUCCAGAGAAUGAAGAGAGUUUACCCAGCAGUUGAAGGUCGAAUAAAAUUUUCUUCUGGAAGUCUUACUGAAGCAAGUCUCACCCUGAUCUCUGUACUGCUCAUGGUGACAUUCUUGCACACUUGAUUUUUUGUUUGGAGGAAUACAGGAGGAGAGGUGAUCCUGAGGAAGCUGUAAGAGACCUGUUCUCUUCUGUCACGCUUUACAAUGAAUGAGCAGUGAGCAGCCCCCAGCAUUGUCUUUAACCUGGUGCUGCCACUGGAGCACUGUGUGCAGGGCAAGAGGGCAAAAUCCAUGACUUCUCUUGGUGAGAAUAAGCAGGUACCUGAAAUUGAGGUCUCAAAGCAAAGUUCCAUUGAAUACUUACUGCUCAAUCAUAAAACAAGGACAGACUGAAAUGGGGUAUUAUAAAUUGUCAAAUUCUUACAGCUGGUUUAGACAGUGACUUAAGAACCUGAUUCCAGAUGUAAAUAAGCUUCUAGAAAUGGAUUUAUUAUAGAUGUAUAUUCCUUUCUUUAAUCUCCACUCAGGGUUAAGGUAUUCAAUCUAACAUUUCUACUUUGCUUCCAGUCAUAUUUAUCAUACCUACAUGAAGGCCUGAAAGAGCUGGAUUAAACUCAGUGCCAUUAAAACCACGAGGUCUAUUUAACAGGCAAUUUAAAAAAAAAAGUUUUACUUUUGAAAAAGAAACAUCACACUCAUAUUUUCCAUUAACAAAGGACAUAAUGAAAGCUUGACUUGAUUUUGAUCAAUUUUAACAAAUUAAGUAUUCUUCAGUCUUAAAUAUGACCAGAUGGGGGACUGUGUUCUCACUCCAUGUUCUCUCUCUCUCAUACAAUCUGUGACUGUAUUUCAUAUAAAUAUGUUCAAUUUUAUACCUCUUCCAAAGGACAAAGCACAGGACUGCAGCCUGUUAAUCUGUAUUAGCAACAUUCCAAAGAAAUGUCAGAUACAGGCAUUGACUCCUGCAGUACUUUUGGCAUCCUUUGGAAAUAAUCAGGUACCGGGGCUCUUUACAGCAUAACCUGCCUUUAUGAUAACUGUAAUUAUACCUCUUCCAUGGGAAGGAUGUGUUUAAAAAUUACUUGUAAGAGACAAGCUAGUGAGUAUGAAAUCAGAUUAAAUGCUAAAUGUACACUGCUGAUGCUUUAUCAAUAAUUGAUUGCUUAUAAAUGAGGACAAAAAAAUAUUAUUUUUCUACGAUUACUGGGAAUUUUGACAUUGACAUGCUUGGGUUGUUUAUUGCUGUUUUAAACUGACUGUGUUUUGAAUAAACCUGCUAUGUUUUCCUGGAAAGCUCA
This is a messenger RNA of Oenanthe melanoleuca, 3075 nucleotides long. RefSeq names its product 5'-nucleotidase ecto (gene NT5E). The transcript has 9 exons. Gene Ontology annotation, molecular function: 5'-nucleotidase activity; nucleotide binding; metal ion binding. Lineage: Eukaryota; Metazoa; Chordata; Aves; Passeriformes; Muscicapidae. Bases 203 to 1900 code for a protein of 565 amino acids. Gene Ontology annotation, biological process: AMP catabolic process. The record is from RefSeq and is a predicted model, not a curated record. Gene Ontology annotation, cellular component: plasma membrane.